Molecule: messenger RNA, 708 nt
Organism: Olea europaea var. sylvestris
Lineage: Eukaryota; Viridiplantae; Streptophyta; Magnoliopsida; Lamiales; Oleaceae
Product: 2-oxoglutarate-dependent dioxygenase AOP3-like
Exons: 4
Coding region: 1-708 (235 amino acids)
Molecular function (GO): dioxygenase activity
Source: RefSeq, a predicted model, not a curated record
AUGCAUGACGCAAUGUUCAAAUCUGCAAUGCCAUUAUACGAUGUUCCAACGGAAAGAAAACAGAAAUUGGAAUGUAAUUUUCUUGGCUCUGGCUAUGGUUCCAAUUAUCCCAGGAUGCCUCUCGGUGAAUUCUUUGGAAUUGAAAAUGGAACAAAUAUUGAAGGUACCAAAAACUUCGCCAGCCUCAUGUGGCCGGAGGGAAAUGAUCAGUUCUACGAAACUACAGCUUCAUACUGUAAGCUCUUAUCAGAAUUGGAAGAUGCCAUUACGCGAAUGGUGUUUAGUAGUUAUGGCGUGGAGAAAUACUUCGAGGCUUUCACUCAAUCCUCAUUUUACCUGACAAAAUUCAUGAAAUAUCGAGUCCCCAAGGAAAAUGAGAUCAAUAUGGGACUUGUACCUCUCAUUGAUAAAACAUUUUUUGGCCUAAUCGACACAAACACAAAAGGUCUAGAGAUUGAAACAAGAGAUGGUGAGUGGAUUAAUUUUGAGCCAUCCCCUAACACUUUCCUAGUCAUUGCAGGCGAGAUAUUCACUUCUGAUGGUUGUUUGGGUGGAUCGUAUAAUUUGAAAAUUUCUUGUUCAUCCUCCACCCUCAAGGUCAACUCAGCUUUCUCCAUAUCAAUCAAGGAAUAUCGGUUUUUCAGUUUUAAUGAGUACAUCAUCAAUAUUGCCUCUAGGAUAUUUGAUGCAUCUAUUAGCCAACUGUAG